This is a messenger RNA of Culicoides brevitarsis, 2486 nucleotides long. RefSeq lists its product as uncharacterized. Gene Ontology annotation, molecular function: RNA binding; RNA helicase activity; ATP binding. Gene Ontology annotation, cellular component: ribonucleoprotein complex; cytoplasm; nucleus. Lineage: Eukaryota; Metazoa; Arthropoda; Insecta; Diptera; Ceratopogonidae. Bases 94 to 1899 code for a protein of 601 amino acids. The record is from RefSeq and is a predicted model, not a curated record. The transcript is spliced from 4 exons.
CUUCUUUGUGAACGGUAGAAAGUAUUUUGCUGCAAAAGAAAAAAUCAAAAACGCAUAUUAAAAUCGCUUAAUCAACCCUAAAAAUAUCUGAAAAUGAGUUAUAAUCGCAAUUACAAUGGACAUGCUGGCUUCAAUGCUGGUGGAUACGGGGGACAACGUGACAACCGUGAUGGUGGAGCUCGCAAGAAUCGUUGGGAUAAUCCGACUCCCGUAAACCCGCCAAUUACUGGUCCCUUGGUGGCUUUCGAAAAGAAUUUCUACACUCCAUCUCCGUCGGUUCUGGCUCGUCCGUUGGCUGAAAUCCAAAACUUUAGAGCUCAGAAUGAAAUCACCAUCAAGGGCACUGAGAUUCCGCAUCCGUCAUUGGAGUUGAAUGAAAACGGAUUCCCGGAAUACAUGAUGAACGAAAUUCAAAAUCAAGGUUUCAAUAAACCUACCAUCAUUCAAUCGCAAGCAUGGCCAAUUGCACUCAGUGGUCGUGACAUGGUUGGCAUUGCCCAAACUGGAAGUGGCAAAACACUUGCCUACAUGUUACCUGCAUUGGUUCAUUUGAAGAGUCAAGAGCCGUUAAAGCGUGGUGACGGUCCCAUCGCAUUAAUUCUUGCUCCAACACGCGAAUUGGCGCAACAAAUCCAAAAGGUUGCCAUUGAUUUCGGCUACAAAGUGCGCAUCAAUAAUGCUUGCGUGUUCGGUGGAGCUCCAAAGGGCCCGCAAAUCCGUGACUUGGAGAAUGGUGCAGAGAUUGUGAUUGCGACACCAGGUCGCUUGAUCGACUUUUUGGAUCGCGGCAUCAUAAAUUUGAAGCGUUGCACUUAUUUGGUGCUUGACGAAGCUGAUCGUAUGCUCGACAUGGGUUUCGAGCCACAAAUUCGCAAGAUUAUGAAACAAACGCGUAACGAUCGUCAAGUACUCAUGUGGAGCGCAACGUGGCCCAAGGAAAUUCGCAAUUUGGCCGAAGAAUUUCUCAACAAUUACAUUCAAAUCAACAUUGGAAGUCACAAUUUGUCCGCAAACACUAACAUUUUACAAAUUAUCGAUGUGUGCACGGAGGAACAAAAAGAGCAAAAACUCAUUCGCAUUCUUCAGGAAGUCACGCAAGAUCAAGAGAACAAAACUAUGAUUUUCACCGAAACUAAAGUGAAAGCAGACACUCUUUCCCGUACAAUUAACCGAUAUGGUUGGCGCGCAAUUGCCAUUCAUGGAGAUAAGUCGCAGCAAGAGCGUGAUUACGUUUUAAAUCAGUUCAGACGAGGACAAAAUCGCAUUCUUGUCGCAACAGAUAUUGCUGCUCGCGGCCUUGAUGUGGAUGAUGUCAAAUUCGUAAUCAAUUACGAUUAUCCAUCCAACUCUGAAGAUUAUGUUCAUCGCAUCGGGCGGACCGGCAGAUCCAACAACACUGGUACCGCUUAUACGUUGUUCACGCAAAACAAUGCCAACAAAGCAAACGAUUUGAUCAAUGUUUUGGAAGAGGCUAAGCAAGUCGUUGAUCCAAAACUACGAGAAAUGGCCAUGUGUGGUGGAGGUUUUGGAAAGCGUCGUGGCAACUUCAACAAGAAUCGUGGAAAUGAACAAGACCGUUCUCGAUUCAAUCGUUCAGCUAACGGCACAAACGGCGUUGCUCGUGGCGGAUAUAACGGACACCAACGUGACCGUUCUCGCAGCAACAAUUUCCGAGAAAAUCAAGGAGGAGCGACACAAAAUAAAUAUGGAGCUCGUGCAAUGACUAAUAGCUACAAGCCUAGCAGCAUCCCGACGACAUAUGGUGCAAAAUCGGCUCCGAUGCCGAACCCAAUGUAUCAACGGGCACCUCCACAGUAUGGCGUUCCACCAGCUAUGCCGGGCGUUGUUGCCACUCAGUACAUGUUUCCACCUCCACCAGCGGUACUCGUUAGACAGUAAAUCGAUGCAGCAACACAAUUAAUGACAAAAGUUCAAAUACAUUCGCAAGACAGAUAGAUUUCAUAUGACAAAGUAUUUAAUAUUUAAGAGAAGAAAAAAAAAUAAGUGACUGAAAAAAACCAAACAUACAACAAAUGAUUUAAUGCAAUUUCAUGCAUUAUCGAAUUUAUUUUUCAGUUCCUUACAACCUACAUUUAUUAUAUUAACACUAAAAUAUUUAUUCAUUAACUUUUUCAAGAAUUAAUUUAAAUGAAAACGUAACUCUAAUAUUUACAACAACAUAAUUAAUAUAUACGUACGUAGUGUAGCAAAAUAUCAAGUUUUAGCAAAACAUACCUAAUUAUUAAUUAUCAAUGGACUUAACAGUGUUAUAGUGUAGAAAAUUAUUCGCAUACAAAGGAGUGAAACUCAAAUGACGAUUUUUGUAAGAUGCACAGAACUUACAAAACUUUAUUUAUCAGUAUUUUAAUGCAAAAAAAAAUUAAAAUACACAAAAAAUGAGUAACUUCUAAGACAUUUAGAAUGAAAUCAAAAAACUUUUAACCAUACAUAGAAUUGAAAAUAAAGGCACAUUUUAGCCCUUAAAA